CGGAAACGGCGCUCCGUCUCGAUCUCUCCAUUCGAUUUGACACUGGUUUCUUCUUUGGCAGACCGCUUGCGGUGGCCGUAUUUGACAACACUGGGGUCUUGUUCUGCUCCAAUUCUUUGGGCCUGAGUUAUUGACUGCCCCUUGUCAGGUUGGCAAUCGGCACCAUGACUUCCCACGAUGGCUAUAGUGACAGCUACGACUACGAUAACGACAAUGAUAAUGACAUGGAUAACGAUGAUGAUCAGGACGAGUUUGAUUCUGGGCCGACUGGUGGAAAGCGAAAGCGAAUAACACAGGCAUGUGAUGCAUGCAAUAAGAAGAAAGUGAAGUGUGACGGCAUCAAACCAACGUGUUCCAAUUGCUUGCGAUCCAGUUCGUCUUGUUCAUACUCUCGUGGGGCAAAAAAACGUGGACCACGGGCUGGCUAUAUUGAAUCUUUAGAAAAUCGAUUGAAAGAAAUGGAAGCAUUGCUAAAGCCUUUGCACGGAAGUGACGAAAGCUUAGUGUCCGGGCUGUCGUCAAACGAAACGUUGGAUCAAGCUAAUCCGUCACGAUCAUCCAGCACGUCCAUGGCAUCUCUGGAUUUGGCUAAUUCAACAAGCUCGGCGCCGCAAUUUCACAAUGAUACCAUGUUUACCCAACACGGCGUGAUGAUCAAAGACCAAAUUCCUUUCUCAAAUUCCUUUUUCAUGUCCCCGAGUAUCGAUUAUGCAGGAACAUCUUGCCCACCAGGUCCAACAGCACAGCAACAGAGCACGGGUUACGUACCACCAGAUGCCACGAACGAUCUCCUUGAGCUGUACUUCCACUACAUAGGACCAAUUAUGCCCUUGAUACACAAGCGAACGUUUUACCAGAAUAUCGCCAAUCAAUCCCCGUUGAUGCUGAAUGCGAUGUACGCGCUUGCCGCCCGGUUUUCGACACACCCUGCGAUAAGGACAAAUCCCGACGCAUUUUAUAGUUCUGGGGAUAACUUUUACAUCAAGGCGCGAGAGAUGGUGGACCACUAUAUGGACGUGCCGAAUGCCACAACAGUGAAUGCUUUAUUGAUUUUGGCAACAUAUGCAGCAGAAUCUGGUCGAGGUUCAGCAGCGUGGAUGUAUUCUGGAAUGGCUAUCAGAAUGGCCCAAGAGUUAAAGCUAAACGUGGAGCCCGAUUUUGAGGAGGCUUUUGCUGGUGGGUCGCGGAUGGGAUGGCUGGAGAAGGAAACGAGGAGAAGAUUAUGGUGGUGCUGCUUUGUGCUUGACCGGUAUGCUGGUGCAGCUGCUGACCGCUCGAUGAUCAUAAACGAGAAAGACUGCAAGGUUUACCUUCCUUCGUCGGAAAUAUCUUGGGAGUCGCUGGAUCCAUCGGAGAUAGCGAAAAAUGUCUCUGGGCUACCUACACCAGAUUCAUAUCAAAUUGCGGUGCUCACGUCGACCAAUGCGUUUACACCAGGAAUCCCUGCUCAAAGCCCCUAUGGGUAUUUCAUCCUUCUUGUCAAGAUCUUCGGAAAGAUUGUUGAAUACUCCAAUCUCUUCAAAACGGCGCAACGCACCAAUACGACUCCUGCGCUGACACCAGACGCGGAUUAUCAGCUCUCUGUGUUGGACGCAUCGCUUCGAGAUUGGUUUGGAUCUUUACCGGAGUGGAUGCGCGUAAUAGGGGACAGCUUUGUUCCGGAACUUACGUCCACAAAUCCACCAUCCUGGCACAUUGCAUACCUGCAUAUCUUUUAUCACACGUGUGUGAUUGUUCUCCAUCGGCCAAAGAUGAUGGUGACACUCCGUGACAUACGCGCAAAGAGUGGAUCGGCGGCAGCAACUUCCAGUCCAUCCUUUGUCGUGUGCUUGUCCAGUGCCAAUGAGAUUAGCGCGGUACUGCAAAAGGUCAUGAAGACCAAUCCGGACUUUUUAUAUUUUUCGCCCUUUGUGGCAUAUUGCAUAUUUCAAAGCGGCUUGGUGCAUCUAAUGACGAUGCAACUUGGUGCGACUCCUGGGGGCGCCAGAUCGCAGGCCACCGGAGAGGAUAAGGAGAUGGAGGCGCAAGCUGAAAGUAACGUUGAGGUUCAUAUGAAGGCGUUAAAGGGGGUGGGACGAUACUGGUUCAUGGCUGGCAGGUUGUUUACGAUGCUAAAGUCACUUGUUGGAGGUGGAGCCGGAUCUGUCGCCUUGGUGGAAGGGGGUUUGUCGAUGUCGGACCGCAGAUGGGUUGCGUUGAAGGAGAGGACAUCGGACGGUAAUAAUCUGAAUGGACUCGACGGAGGCAUGGACAAGUCUUCAAGGGGUCGGGUUACCGGUAUAGACGGUGGAGGGGUGGGAAAUACACCUGAUCGAGAUACAUCGAAUGGGCCGACAGGUGUGACAGCAGGCUCGAGCGGCAAUGGGAUGGCUGGGGCAGAUCUGCAGCCUACGGCGGGCCUGCCGCGCAUAGGACCUCCCGGGGUCUCACCUGCGGUCCCUCUCGGCCAGCCUCUUGGCAUGGAAAGUGACCCCAACUUUGUGGAUUACGAGUUUUUCGCCGAAGUGGGGGGCCCCGGUGCGGCGUGGAGUGCUGCGGCAAGCAGUGCGGGGAUGCGACCUCAACAUCAAGGGAUGGCUGUUGGGAUGGGAUUGAUGAAUCCAGGUAUACCCAUGGAUGGUGGCGCUGGAAUAGCUAUGCUUGGCGGGAUGUAUCCCAGUGGACAGAAUGGUGCGGUGCCGAUGGGGAUGGGAGGGUAUGGCCAGCAGUUUGGAAUGAUGAGCAAUGGAAAUCGGCAGGGGCCGAUGCAAUCUAUGGGACACCCGUCCGAAAUGGGACGAGGGAGGGGAAUGUAUCCUGGUUCGGAUGCAAGGUGGCCAUGAGCAUUAAUAGCUCUCAUUCGUCUGAUGCAUGGCAUUGCAUUUUUAUGAUCGCAUACAGAUAUUGAUUUCUUUUUAAUUUUAAUAAAUUCAAAAAGUCUUUUGUUUUGUUGGUCUUUGGUGAAUGAACCACUUGAGCCGAUC
This is a messenger RNA of Spizellomyces punctatus DAOM BR117, 2963 nucleotides long. RefSeq lists its product as uncharacterized. The record is from RefSeq and is a predicted model, not a curated record. The transcript is spliced from 3 exons. Gene Ontology annotation, cellular component: nucleus. Gene Ontology annotation, biological process: regulation of DNA-templated transcription; DNA-templated transcription. Gene Ontology annotation, molecular function: zinc ion binding; DNA-binding transcription factor activity, RNA polymerase II-specific; DNA binding. Lineage: Eukaryota; Fungi; Chytridiomycota; Chytridiomycetes; Spizellomycetales; Spizellomycetaceae. The coding region runs from base 165 to 2822 and encodes 885 amino acids.